GUUUAAAUAAAGUGCCAUGUUCUGUGUUUACCAGCAGACUCGUGCAGGUUGUAUUAAAUAUUUGUCAAGAAGGACCGAACUCCAGUCUUGGGUCUUAAAUCUCCGCGAGGAACCGAUCUUUGUAGAUAGAUCAGUGGUAUGCCCAGCGAUCCGCUACCUUCCCCAUAAUCAAGCGAUGAUUCCAUAGUCAAAGCUAUUUCAAAUUUUGCAUUUAAAGAUUAUAAUAGAGCCAUUCUGUAAGCGCUCUUGCAUUGUUUGAAAUAUCAAUCCAAAUCAUCAGGUCUUCAGGCGUGCGUGUUAGCGGAGUGAGAUACCAUUGUAUCGGGAGACCGGGAGGACGUGCCCCGCCGUCCGUGAUUUAUCCGCGGAGCCACACCGACAAUAGGGAGAUUUCACCCGCAGGGUUAUAAAAGAUGACUUUUGCCGGUAUUACUAAAAACACUUAAAGGACAAUAUCGGUUCAUCGAUUGGGUUGUAUAAACAAAUGACCACGUUAACACACCAAUGGUUUAUAUAGAGCAAAUGUGAAGAACCUCGAGUGAUUUCUGGAGAUUAAAUGUACAUGUGAAUAAUGACAAUAGAAAAACAGGAAGUGGCGCUGGUGCUGGCGAAGAAGAGGGACGAAAAGGUUUUACAGAAAGAAUUGUCCACGAUAAGAAUUGAAAAACAUAAUUCUGUGGCCGACAUUAAAAGAAGCCAGAAGGAAAUGAAGAAGCGAUUGAAAAGAAUAAGAGACAGACAAAGGGAAAUACAAAGGUCAAAGACUGUGGUAGAGGAAUCACGUGAUGACGUGGACUUCGGCAUGCCUGCUGUACCCGUGUCCGUGAAGUCACCAGCCAGGCCCAAAACUGGACCGCCAUCGUUCCUUAAAAGCAAAGUUUCCAACUUUUUCAAACCUAAACUUGAACUGAAUGAUCCAGAAGUAGAAAUUGACCCAUCGCUUUUGUCGGAUCAGACAAAAUCUAAAAUAGAUCUGAGGCCGGCAACGGCGCGUGCGCUUAAGGAGGAUAAAGCUCUUUUGGAUAGGUGUCGCUCUACCGGCAGACUGGGAACUAAAGCGUCAGAAUGUAGGUAUUUUGAUCCGGACGAAAUUACUGACAGAAACAAAUUCUAUUGCGGGCUAAUAAAGAACUGGAAACAGACAGAAAAAGAAAAUUGUAAUAACAUUGAAAGAAAAGUUGGACAGUUCUUAGGUCAAAGUGAUGAAGUGUUGAAUCGCCGCGUAAAACGGUCUGUCUUCUUGCGGCAAACGGACAUCCCCGUGGUUCAACGCAAGAGAGUAUCCACACUGGAAACCCAUUAUACCCCAUCUCCACAUUUAAGACCCGUCUCAACUGGAAGUGACCUACGACCUCCAGAGAGAGUCUUCAGACAUACAGCUCUUCCACAGAGGGUGUUAUCAGCCGUCAUUGCCAAUCGCAGGCCCACAGAAAGUCGUUCCCGCGCGAGACCAAUGUCUCAUAAAUGAUACCAGACACUUGUCCACAGAUACCAUUAUAUUUGCUACGUCAGGACUUUGAAUAUAAAUAUUGAUUAUCAUAGCGGUAUAGCGAUAUUACAAUUGUGUUAGUACCUUUUCGCGCUUUUCUCUGCACAUGCAUUUCUUAAACUUUGCGUCGAUUUUACUGUGCAAUACACCAUUACAUUUGCUAAACAUAUUCAGAAGUUACUGAUCUGCUGUUUGUGAUUUAAACAUGACUGAAAUUCUAUUUUGUUUGUGCGCAUUUCUCGACAACAUUGACUGUACAGGUGUAUUUUAAACAGUAAAGAAUACACAACAUACAUACCACGAGUUCAUCAUAUACCACAAUAAUCAACAAGAAGACAUACCACACCAACAGUACGUAAUGAGUACAUAACACAAUAUUUACAUUUGAAAGAUAUUUGUUUUUGAUACCAAUUGGUUUUACUAAUUGAUAUGAUAACCAUUUUCCCAUGAAUGUGAACGAUGUGCGAAUAAAUCUUGAUGAUUUCAA
Messenger RNA from Ostrea edulis (European flat oyster), 1976 nucleotides. RefSeq lists its product as uncharacterized. The transcript is spliced from 2 exons. The record is from RefSeq and is a predicted model, not a curated record. Lineage: Eukaryota; Metazoa; Mollusca; Bivalvia; Ostreida; Ostreidae. The coding region runs from base 572 to 1468 and encodes 298 amino acids.